GUACAUCACGACAAAAUUAGUCUAAGAUUUGCCUCUGAUUUCUCUUUUGUUCUUUCCCCUCAAUUCUAUCUCUCCAUUCUUUACUACUUGCUCCUCUGCAUAUAAAGAACACACUCAAUAUCUCUCCCACCCCCCCCUUUUUCUUCUUGAUACAAUCUUGAAUAUAAAGAAAACUCCCAUUUGGGUUUUUUGAUUCGAUUUGCGAGAAUGGAACAAGUUUUUGGUUCUGGAUGCAGUAGUGGGUGUGAGUCUGGUUGGACUUUGUAUUUGGAACACUCGAUGUAUCCUUCACAUUCUCUUCAAAACCCCAACAAUGGCGAUGGCUUCAUCUGUAAAAAAGGUUCAUUCACACAUGAAGAUUAUGAGGUAGAAGAGGAAGAGGAAGAGGAAGAGGAAGAUAUGUCAAUGGUUUCAGAUGCAUCUUCUGGGCCACCACAUUUUCAAGAACAAGAAGAGGAAUGCUUCAACACCAACAACAAUGGCGGUGGUGGUGGUGGUGGCUGCUGUGUUUAUCCUCCUCUUCCUUCGUUAAUCGAUCAUCCAACAAAUGGAAAAAGGCAAAAGAUUCCAAAACAACCAAAUUUGCAUAGAAAGGUUCAAGAUUUGCCUUCUUUCCUCGAUGAUACUGCCAGCUCCCCCUUCUUCAACUUCUCAAAUAACAAUCUAACAGUGACCAGCAACAAAGCUUCAAUGGCGGAUAAUGACAUGAUAGACUACUCGCAGGGAUACUCCACCACCUACUUUGAGGGAAAAUCUACAUUUCAAGAUCACUUUGGAUUCUUCCACCCCUCUGUUUCUGGUACUCAACUGCAACAAAACCAAUGGUUUGAAGGGAAGAGGUAGGGAUGAAGCUGUUUACAAGAAAUGGCAUGGCUUAAGGAGGAAUUCAAGAUCCAAAAGAAGAGAUCUUGUUCCUUUUAUUUUUCUUUUUAUUUUUUUUGCAUUUUUUUUGCAUUUUUUAGAUGUAAAAUUGUCAAUUGCAAUGAAAACAACCUGAGGAAAAAAAAAAGGUUUCUGGGAAAUGAUCUCCCUGUUCCUCAGAAUUUAA
Molecule: messenger RNA, 1048 nt
Organism: Cynara cardunculus var. scolymus (artichoke)
Lineage: Eukaryota; Viridiplantae; Streptophyta; Magnoliopsida; Asterales; Asteraceae
Exons: 4
Coding region: 208-843 (211 amino acids)
Biological process (GO): cytokinin biosynthetic process
Source: RefSeq, a predicted model, not a curated record